AUGAAACUGAUAGAGGUGGUUUUAUCAGCUUUUUUUUCUCUAAAUAAAAAAAGAACUUCUAAAGAAAUACAUAAGACACUGACCAAAUCUUUCAAACGACAAUCCAAGCAGAACAGUUGUCUGGAUGAUAGCACAGAUGAACUGUGACCGAGGAAGAAAGCUAAGUUGAGCACAACUGAAGCUCUAGUCCAGAGUUCAGAGAGAGGCAUGCAGACAGACAGUUGUUUAAGUGAGCUGAAACAACAUGAACAAGCAGCUCCAGAAUCAUUUUCCCUGUCAGAUCCUGCAACAUCAAUAUCAAAUUUUCUGAUAGGGACCAAACCCAUCCAGGCCUUGCUUGCCAAGAGUAUUGGAAACAAAUUGACCUUAACAAAUCAACUGCCACCUACCCUAGGCAUAAAUACUUCUGAAAAAACGGUUAUAUCACCCAUGGAAUCACUGCCAGUAAAACCAGCAUUGCCUUGCCAGACCAGUUCAAGGAGUCCUUUACAAACAGCAUACAAAAUGCCAGGUAGCCAUUAUGUACCAAUAGACCUUCACAAUAGCUCAGUGAAAAUUGAAAUGCAACAUGUGAUUGACCCUAAAACUGGAGAAAAAGUCAUGCAACUUAAGGAUUUUCUUAUUCAGCAAAACGAAGGAAAAAUUAUAUCCCUUCAGGACAUUAAAUCACUGAAACAAAAGUCUCCUGAACUGCACUGUACAACUUUCUCACAAGCAGCAAUUGUCAAUGUUUCUUUAACACCUGUCCUGGUAACACCAACUGCACAUGCUACCAAUCAACUGCCUAGUACAAUUUUUAACAAGAAUAUUAUGCAUCUGUCACAGCUAACUAGUCCUGUGAACAGACUGCAUCCACUGCAUUCUAUAACCUCAACAAGUAACUUAUUGUCAUCAUCAAUUACAAUGAGCCACUUUAAAACUGGCAAAACCAAGAGUACAGUUUCAGCUACUACAUUUCCUAUAUCUUUGGCUUUACCCACUGUUUCUACAGCUACUCAGGCUAUUACAUCAGCAAGAACAUUAAUAUGUUCAAGUUUUGUAUCAUUGAAUGAAUCCAUAGGUAUCGUAACGAAAGCUGUAACUGCUUUUACAGUAACAGCAGCAAAUGCAUGUUUGGAAUCUGUUUCAGUAACAUCAAAGGAGACUUCUGUUGGGAUACAACCUACCAUCUUGAUUGGUGGAAACAACACUUCAAGAAUAAGGCCAGUUUUAGCUAAGCAACAGUGUACAUCGAAUAUUGGAAAUACUGUGGGUAUAUCAACUGUAGAAACAAGACAUGCUUCAUCUGUGUUAAUUUCCACUACACAAACAACAAUGUCUCCUCAAAAGUUAUCAUCCAUUUUAGAAUUUCCAGCUGUUAGCCUGCCUGGAUCUAUAGCCACCUCCCCCAAAGUGAUACAUACAGUUCCUCACUUCACAGCAGUUCCAGCUCUCCCCUCACUUCUAAAAGACCAGCCACACACAUUGCUUCAGUUUCAGUCACCAGGAACAUCAGCUACUGUGAUAACUAAUGCAGAUAAUCACAAACCUCAAAAUGUAUUGUCAUCUACUUCACAAAAUACAGGUAAAGUCAUUAGUUUUCCCAACUUUUCUUCAAUACAAUGUCAUCAGAUGUCUCCCAAUAUAGUGAAACAAAGUCAUACUUACACUUGUUCUUCUGCUAUUCAGAUGGAUACACCUUUACUCACUGUAAAAAGCCAGGCAGGAGAUCAAUUGAAUGAACCUUGCAUGCAACAGAAAAUAAUUAUUAACAUUUGUAUGCCUUUGGCACCUGGAACUGAGAUAAUGAUUAAUGGUACCCAUUUUAUUGUUCCACCACAAGGCCUUGGAUCUGGCAGCCAUGUUCUCUCUUCUAGCGCAAAGCAGAAUCCUCUUCCUUUAGCUAUUAACCAUGGUCAAGGGGCUCAAGGUGUACCAAUUGUUAAUCCUAUACCCCUGAAUAUUACGCUAGCAUCAACUAAUUCAUUAAGUUGGCAAAUGUCAAAACAACCUUUGAUAAGCUCUACAAGAAUUGUGAACUCUUCUGGAUCUGCAAAUGCUUUGCCCACUGUACACGCAGUGCCCCAUAUAUUGAAUACUCAUGCUAGUGCGUGUGCUUCACCGUCAACAACACAGUCUGUGUCUUCAGUGAUAAAACCUCCAGCUAAUGUUUUAGUUGCAACUUCUUUGAUUUCUGUUAUGCACCCUGGGAAUUGUCAGUUAUCAAGUAACACUUCAGUGUUUGACUUAGAUUCAUCUAUCAAAAAACUGUUGGUCAGUCCGGAGGGAGCCAUUUUGAAUGCUAUCAAUACUUCAGCAUCAAAAGUUUGGUCACUACCUCCUGUUGUAGUGUCCACAAACAGGAAUCCUAUUACUGUCUUUCCUCCUUUUCAAUCAUCUUGCCUAGAUAAACCUGACAAAGCUGCAUCCUGAAUUUAGAGCAAAUGAGUCACUUACUUUGAAAUGUUGGGGACUUUGAAAGUGGUUGUUAUAAGGUAAAUCCUUUCUUAUUUUGUUUAAAUCAUAGCUGAUUUCUUAGAAAAUUAUUUUGUUAGGUCUUUUCUGUUUACCUGUGGGGCUUGAGGAGGAACAAUAUAUUCAGUUUCAGUCAGAGGUAUGCUUUCAGAGGAUUAAUAAAAUGGUCAGAAAUGACCAAACAAUUAAUAUAUGUGGAAAAAAAUAGUUUGAAGAAAUGUAGCCUUUUGAAUAUGUUC
This is a messenger RNA of Tinamus guttatus (white-throated tinamou), 2693 nucleotides long. The record is from RefSeq and is a predicted model, not a curated record. NCBI's taxonomy places the organism in Eukaryota, Metazoa, Chordata, Aves, Tinamiformes, Tinamidae.